AAUAGAAAAAAACACACACACACACACCAGAAAAGCACACACAGUAAAACAGAGGCCAAUUGAAGUUCUCGCUUUUUCGUAUCGUUUUUUCGGGGACCGCAACGAAACUAAACUAAUUAAAACAUAGGAAAUUGUUGUUAGCGCGUUGUUCUUAUAUCAAACACACACAGAGUCGCAUCACAGUCGCAGCAUGAGGAUGGUGCGAUCCUUCGUCCGGUCACACUUUAAGCUGCUGGCGGCGGUACUGCUGGCCGGUCUGGCCGUGAGUAUGGUCGAGGCCGAGAAGGAAAUACCACUGACCAAGUUCAGCCAAGAUGUUGGCAAUUACGGUGCAACGAUGACGUUCCUGUACUGUUAUUCCUGCGGGUAUCGCAAAGCGUUCGACGACUACCACAACCUCAUCCUGGAGAAGUAUCCGGAAAUUACGAUACGGGGCAGCAACUACGAUCCGUCCGGCGUGAACAUGCUGCUGUCGAAGGUGCUGCUGGUGACGAAGCUGCUGCUGAUCGCCGCCCUGAUGUCGAACUACGACAUCGGGCGCUACAUCGGCAACCCGUUUGCCGGCUGGUGGCAAUGGUGCUUCAACAACAAGCUGUACGCCUCGAUGAUGAUCUUCUUCCUCGGCAACACGCUGGAAGCGCAGGUAUGUUGUAGCAAAUGGGGGGUAAAUGGGAGGUGCACAAUCGGUAAAACAAGCUCUAAAAUGAUGCAACUAUUUGGGGUACAGCUAAUAUCAUCCGGUGCGUUCGAGAUAACGCUGAACGAUGUGCCGGUGUGGUCGAAGCUGGAGACGGGCCGGUUUCCCGCGCCACAGGAGAUGUUCCAAAUCAUCGACAAUCACCUACAGUUUGCCAACAAGAUCGAGCCAAAUCCGGAUUUCGUGAAAUAAGCGGCUCGUUGCCAGCAAGGCCAGUCAUCCUACACUACUCUCGGCAGUGGUUCACUUAUUAUUAUUGUUUGUUAGUGUUUUCUUGUCAGUUGCCUUACACCGCGGUGUUCCACAAUUGUUUGCAAGUAUCCAACAACUAUUAUUAUUUGCAAUUAAGCAGGAUCAAGGGUAAAUGUAUAAUUGGAAAAGGAUUCAGUUUUAAUUUUCUUCGUUUUCCCCGUCGUACAUCAUUGAACAUUAGCAGCACAGGGAUAUGUUUGAAAUUUUUGUUUUAUUUAUUUCCCUGUUUUGCGUAAGAAUUUAAAUACUCCACACGUUUCCCCUUACGAAAUGCAGCAAAACGACUAAACAAAAUAUAUUCAACAUGUUUUAAUUCGCAUGUGUUUUGGGCAGGCCGCUCGUGUCUAACGCUCCCCCUUUGAAGGCGCUAGUUUGUAAGGCAAUCUGUACGGCGGAAGCAACGUGGGCCGGCAAGUGCAUAGGAGCAGAUGUGUUUUCGUAUCCGUGGAAGAAUUGAAUAAAAUAAACUAAAACCAAAUAAACCCACAAA
Messenger RNA from Anopheles gambiae (African malaria mosquito), 1439 nucleotides. RefSeq names its product thioredoxin reductase-like selenoprotein T homolog CG3887 (gene SelT). The transcript has 2 exons. The coding region runs from base 191 to 889 and encodes 232 amino acids. The record is from RefSeq and is a predicted model, not a curated record. Gene Ontology annotation, biological process: cell redox homeostasis. Lineage: Eukaryota; Metazoa; Arthropoda; Insecta; Diptera; Culicidae. Gene Ontology annotation, cellular component: endoplasmic reticulum membrane. Gene Ontology annotation, molecular function: thioredoxin-disulfide reductase (NADPH) activity.